This is a messenger RNA of Vombatus ursinus (common wombat), 2151 nucleotides long. Its product is annotated as intermediate filament family orphan 2. Bases 1 to 1473 code for a protein of 490 amino acids. The transcript is spliced from 10 exons. Lineage: Eukaryota; Metazoa; Chordata; Mammalia; Diprotodontia; Vombatidae. The record is from RefSeq and is a predicted model, not a curated record.
AUGGCGCUGGCCUUCGGCUGCCCCCCGGGUGGCGGCGGCGGCGGCGGCCCGGGCGCCGGGGGCGCGGGCGGCGGCGGCGGCGCGGGCCUGAAGGGGCUCAACGUGCGCUUCCGCUGCUUUCUGGCCAAGGUGCACGAGCUGGAGCGGCGCAACCGGCUGCUGGAGAAGCAGCUGGAGCAGCAGCAGAGCGAGCGCGAGCGCCGGCUGCGCUACAAGACCUUCUCCCGCGAGCAGGCGGUGCAGACGGGCCCCGAGCUCGCUCUGGCCCUGGCCCGCGCCGCCGGUCCGCACCCCCCGCAGCAGCAGCCGCCGCCGCCACCGCAGCUCGGCGCCAACGGCAACGUGCCCCCGGGCGCCUGCGGCUCGCACCCGCAGCACUACAGCCGCCUGCCCGGCACCAUCUGGAGCUACACGCAGGUCCGGCGCACGGGCGGCGGCGGCGUGGAGACCGUGCAGGGCCCCGGCGUGUCCUGGGUGCACCCCGACGGCGUGGGCGUGCAGAUCGACACCAUCACCCCCGAGAUCCGGGCCCUCUACAACGUGCUGGCCAAGGUGAAGCGGGAGCGGGACGAGUACAAGAAGAAGUGGGAGGAGGAGCUGGCCAAGCGCAUGAACCUGGAGACCAUGGUGGAGACACUUCAGGAGGCGGCCCAGGAGGCUGAGGCCAUCCAGGAGGAGAUGAAUGAGAAGAUUGAGCGGCUGAAGGCUGAGCUGGUGGUGUUUAAGGGGCUGAUGAGUGAUCCCAUGACAGACCUGGACACAAAGAUUCAAGAGAAGGCCAUGAAGGUGGACAUGGAUAUCUGCCGGCGAAUCGAUAUCACGGCCAAGCUGUGCGAUGUCGCACAGCAGCGGAACUCGGAAGACGUGUCCAAGAUCUUUCAGGUAGCAUCCAAGAAGAAGGACCGUAAGGUAACCACAGAGGAUGACAUUUCUGAGCAGGAUGGGGAGGUCACCAGGCUGUCAGAUGAUGAGGUCAGCUCCAUGAACAUCACGGAUGAAAUGAAGCGAAUGUUCAACCAACUAAGAGAGACUUUUGACUUUGAUGAUGAUUGCGACAGUCUGACUUGGGAAGAGAAUGAGGACACCUUGCUGCUCUGGGAGGACUUUACCAACUGCAACCCAUCCAUUGACCUGCAGGGAGAGCAAGAAGAAAAUUUGGGCAACUUGAUUCAUGAAACCGAAUCCUUCUUCAAGACGAGAGACAAGGAGUACCAGGAGACAAUAGGCCAGAUUGAGUUGGAACUCGCUACGGCCAAGAGCGACAUGAACCGUCACUUGCACGAGUACAUGGAGAUGUGUAGCAUGAAGAGGGGCCUGGAUGUCCAGAUGGAGACGUGCCGCCGACUCAUCAAGGGCUCUGCAGACAGGAACUCGCCGUCCCCCAGCUCCAUGGCCAGCAGUGACUCAGGAAGCACAGAUGAAAUCCAGGAUGAGUUUGAGAGAGACCCUGAUGUGGAGCCAAUGGUCAGCUGAUGAACCUCGGGGAGGGUGCCUGGAGAGGGGGGGGGGGACGAGGGAGCCAGCACUGACCGCGCCCUGGAGGACUUCCGCCACUCUCCCUCCCCCAUCCCCCAUCCCAGGGCUUCUGCGGACCGCUGCUUCCCACCGCCCGCCCACCGCCCGCCACCCACCUCCUCCUCCUCCAUCCACUCGCCCACCACCCCCACCCCAGGAUUGGUGCUGUCAAUUUCUAUUCUACACUACAAAUGCGAACUCUGUCCGGAGAUACGGUGUUAAUUGUGCCUUUCCCCUUAAGCUGAGCCGCUUAAAGAACUCUUCCAAGCUGGGUUUUUUAUAUACAAUUACCAGACAGGGGCAGAGGCCCCUGGGUGGCAUAGAUGGCAUUUUGUACCCUCCCACCUGCUGCACUGAUUGGCAGUACUCCUUGCCUGCUCUGCCCUGUCCUGCCCCACUGGCCCCUGACCACUCCAGGGGGAGGGGUGGGGGCCUUUGGCUCCCAAAUCCCCUGCAGAGGAAGGGGUGGAGGGAAUCUCCCAGAUAUUUGCCACGGAAGAAAGGAUCUGUGCUGCCAAUGCUUUGGGGAAGGAGGAAGAGCGGGGAAAAUGCCCCCACCCCUGUAUUUUUUUCUUAUCCCAAGUAACAAAAAGACAAGGCAUGGGGGGAGGGGGGAAGGGAAAGAUUGACACUGUG